Messenger RNA from Mytilus trossulus (common blue mussel), 1468 nucleotides. Its product is annotated as beta-1,3-galactosyltransferase 5-like. Gene Ontology annotation, molecular function: hexosyltransferase activity. Bases 50 to 1162 code for a protein of 370 amino acids. Gene Ontology annotation, cellular component: Golgi membrane. Lineage: Eukaryota; Metazoa; Mollusca; Bivalvia; Mytilida; Mytilidae. The record is from RefSeq and is a predicted model, not a curated record. The transcript is spliced from 2 exons.
CAACCAUCAUAACAUAAAGAAGCUGUUGAAAUAAGAUAACUUCCGGGAGAUGAUAACCAUUAUGAAUGCGAUGAAUAUAUUCCAUGAAAGAUCCCCAAACCAAAAUCAUUUCUGGCUCAAAAACGAUUUGUUUCAUGUAACUGAACCGGAGAUGACCAAAAAGCCAUGCAAACUCUCAAAAUGGAUUGUCAAAGCAAUGAUUAUAGUAGCCGUGUUUAUAUUCGCAAUUCUUUUUAUGUGGCACAAGUUUUACAGUCGUAAAAUUGUAAGUCAUAAGAAUUUUACAUUAAAUGGAGAUGGAAAGCGCAAAACACAAGACGAACGGUACGCCGACUACUUCAUUUUACGUAAAAAUAAAAUUAAUCCUUUUUCAGUAAAUUUCACUUUAAUGAACGAAAAUUUAUGUGAUGGAAGAACGUAUUUGAUAAUUAUUAUUCCUUCAAAAGUACAGAACAGUCGACAACGCCAUGCAAUCCGUUCAACAUGGGCAAUGUCAACGUCUACAUUAGUAAGACAUGUGUUCCUAGUUGGCUAUAGCUUGAACACAUCAUGGAACGAUAACAUACGAAAAGAAAGCAGAGUUUUCAAAGAUAUUUUACAAGGUGAUUUUGUAGACUCGUAUUAUAAUCUGACAUUAAAUAUUUUAAUGGGAUUAGAAUGGUCACAUUUGUUUUGUUACAAUGCAACAUUUAUUUUGAAAGCAGACGACGACACGUUUGUUAAUACCCCCUAUUUAUUACACGUUCUACAAACAAACGUCUCAUUUGACUAUAGAGGUGUGAUAAUAGGAAAACUAAAUAAAGACGGAAAAGUGAGACGCAACGGGGUAUGGAAAGUAGGAACAGAUUCAUACCCAUUUCCGCAUUACCCCAACUAUAUGUUUGGAAAUACAUAUUUAGUAUCAAGGAAUAUUGCAAAUAGACUUGUAAAGGCCUCUGAGUACAUGCCAUAUUUACCAAUAGAGGAUGCGUAUAUCACUGGUAUUUUAGCUAAAUCAAUACGAACUAAACACCAGCACAUGAAUGGUUUUACAUUCUGGUAUGAUACUCCGCCUAAAGCAUGUGAUUUUGUGAAUUCUAAACGGAUAACAGCUACUAAGCUAUCGCCAAGAAUGAUGGAAUUUAUAUGGGGGAAAAUAAAUAGCAGAUAUCCAAACUGUUAGUUAAGGAUUUUUAUAUCCUAACAUUAGUUUAGGCAAUGACUGAUAUUAGUUACUAUUCAUGUUUUUUUACACAAUUUUAAAUUAAAUAUUUUAAUAUGAAUCAUGGGAUGUCCAAAUUUGUUUGAUUUGUUAUUGCUCCAUAUAUGGCCAUUGUACUCAAAUGUCUUUUGUACAUGUUGUAAGCGAAAUUAACGUGACCUAAAUAAAAUUGAGAAUGAAAUGGGAAAUAUGUCAGAGAGACAACAAUACGACUUAACUGUAGAUAAACAUAACAUACACAAAUCAUGGGUAAUAUUUUAAUAUACU